UCUGGAAACAGUCCGGAGCACAAAAAUGAGAAGGUACAAGUCAGAAGAUCACAGAUCACACACUGAACCUGUAGGAUGGCUCCCGCGGUUUUACUCAUCGGCUGUUUGCUCGCCACAAUCGGCUGCUUGACCACAGCUCAAACUACCACAUCAAUUAAUGCUGUUACUGCAUCACCUAAUGCAACUAACAUGUCGGGCAACGCAACUAAUGUAUUGCCCAACAUAACUAGUGCAACUACCAUUUUGCCCAACGGGGCUAACACAUCACCUAGCACCACCAUGUUGCCCAGCACACCCAACACGGCGCCCAACGCAACCAACACGGUGCCCAACACAGCCACCACGGCGCCCAACGCAACCAACACGGCACCCAACACAGCCACCACAGCACCCAGCACAACCAACACGGCACCCAACACAGCCAACACGGCGCCCAGCGCAACCAACACGGCGCCCAACACAGCCAACACGGCGCACAGCGCAACCAACACGGCACCCAACACAGCCACCACAGCACCCAGCGCAACCAACACGGCACCCAACACAGCCAACACGGCGCCCAGCGCAACCAACACGGCGCCCAACACAGCCAACACGGCGCCCAGCGCAACCAACACGGCGCCCAACACAGCCAACACGGCGCCCAGCGCAACCAACACGGCGCCCAGCGCAACCAACACGGCGCCCAACACAGCCACCAUGUCAUCCACCACAACCAACACGGCGCCCAACACAGCCAACACGGCGCCCAGCGCAACCAACACGGCGCCCAACACAGCCACCAUGUCAUCCAACACAAACAACAUGUCACCCAACGCAACCACCAUGGCGCCCAACACAAACAACAUGUCACCCAACGCAACCACCAUGUCAUCCAACGCAACCAACAUGUCACCCAACGCAACCACCAUGGCGCCCAACACAACCAACAUGGCGCCCAACGCAACCAACAUGGCGCCUAAUGCAACUACCACAUCAGCUAAUGCGACUACAACGAAUGCAACAACUCCUCAUGCUCCAUUGUGGACGUGUUCACAUCCGACUCUGUGCUGCAAUGGCUUGAACUACAGCUGUUUCAGAGGCUGUUUUUGUGAUGAGGCCUGCAAACAGCUCAACGACUGCUGUCCCGACCUCAACAGCACCUGCAAUUUCACUACCCCAACUACAGCUCCACCCGUCAACUCCACUACAGCUCCACCCUUCAACUCCACUACAGCUCCACCCAAAGUAUCUGCCACUUCCUCCAUAGAUUUCACUACCCCAACUACAGCUCCACCCGUCAACUCCACUACAGCUCCACCCUUCAACUCCACUACAGCUCCACCCAAAGAUGUUCUGACGUUACUCACUAAUCUGGAGGUGGAGGUUUUGGCCGAAGAGUCGUCCACUGAAGAAGAGCGUCGGGCUGCACUGCUUCAGGUUGCCACUUUGGUGGAGAAUUACUUAAGAAGGUAUCAUAAUGACAUCAACUCUUUUGAGGUCACAAGAAUUGAGUCGGUAUCACCGUGUGAUUGAGACAGAAAUCAGCCAAGAGGA
Molecule: messenger RNA, 1536 nt
Organism: Sinocyclocheilus rhinocerous
Lineage: Eukaryota; Metazoa; Chordata; Actinopteri; Cypriniformes; Cyprinidae
Product: mucin-5AC
Exons: 7
Coding region: 76-1515 (479 amino acids)
Source: RefSeq, a predicted model, not a curated record